Didymella exigua CBS 183.55 is the source of this 1086-nucleotide messenger RNA. RefSeq lists its product as uncharacterized. Bases 1 to 1086 code for a protein of 361 amino acids. NCBI's taxonomy places the organism in Eukaryota, Fungi, Ascomycota, Dothideomycetes, Pleosporales, Didymellaceae. The record is from RefSeq and is a predicted model, not a curated record. Gene Ontology annotation, cellular component: nucleus. The transcript has a single exon.
AUGUCCGGCAACACCCACCUCUCCGGCAAGGACGCGCAUCUCUACGGCGCCAAGCACACCGCGCGCAGCAAGCGCAAGGAUAUCUCGAGCAGCAGCACCGUCGCCUUCUCCUCGACGCUGUCCACCCUCAUCAAAGCCUCGUCGUCGGCCGGCGACGCAAGCAAACCUGCCGCCCGCGCCCGCCAGAAAGACAAAGACGACAUCUUCAAGACCCACAACAGGAACGCCCAGAAACGCGCGCUCGCCGACCUCGACGACACGGACCUCGCCACGCAAAAACACCGCGCCCGCACCGCCGACGAGAAGGACGACGAUGCGGCCCACUGGAAGCGCACCCAGCGGCGCAUGGAGGAAAAGGCACGACUCUACAACGCCCUGAAGCGCGGCGACGUGGAAGACAUUGCCGACAAGUACGGCGUCGACUUUGACCGUAAAUGGGCAGACGCACAGGCCGACAAGGGCGUCGCCGGGCACGCAAGCUCGUCGUCUUCGUCGGACAACGACAGCGACGCCGACGACGACGCCGAAGUCGAGUACGUGGACGAGUUCGGGCGGACGAGAAAGGGCUCGCGCGCCGAAGCGCUGCAGGAGGAGCGGCGGAAGCGCACGCGCGCGCUCGACGCACCGGACCGCUUCACAGCCCGCCCCGAGGCGCCGGACCAGAUCAUCUACGGCGACACGGUGCAGACCCACGCCUUCAACCCCGAUGAGACGAUUGCGCAGGCCAUGGCCGACCUCGCGGCGAAGAGGGACAAGGAGCUCACGCCCCCGCCGGAGCUGCAUUUUGACGGCCGCCAGGAGGCGCGGACGAGGGGCACGGGGUUCAUGUAUUUCGACACGGACGAGGUGGAGAGACAGAGGCAGAUGGACAAUCUCGAGAAGGAGCGCAAGGAGACGGAGAGGGUGCGCAGCGAGAGGAGGGGUAGGCUUGAGGAGCGCAAGAGGAUGGUCGAGGAGAAGAGGAGGGCCAUGCGCGAGAAGAGGACUAAGGGCAAGGCGGAGAAGUUCUUGGAUGAGCUGGGCGUGGAGCUGAGGAUGGACGUGGACACUGCUGACGCGUCGAAGCUGGAUGAAGGCGGGUCUUGA